Molecule: messenger RNA, 3262 nt
Organism: Gigantopelta aegis
Lineage: Eukaryota; Metazoa; Mollusca; Gastropoda; Neomphalida; Peltospiridae
Product: pirin-like
Exons: 9
Coding region: 126-1034 (302 amino acids)
Biological process (GO): monocyte differentiation
Cellular component (GO): nucleus
Molecular function (GO): quercetin 2,3-dioxygenase activity
Source: RefSeq, a predicted model, not a curated record
CCUACAUUCAGAAACGUGUAAAUAACGCAUAAGGUUGUCUGGAUCUUAAAGAAAAUAGAGGCAUUAGAAAAAAUGUAGCGUGUUUUCUCUGAUGACUAUAAUGUUUGACAUCCAAUAGCCGAUCGAUGAUUAAUAAAUCAAUGUGCUCUAAUCACAAAAUGUCACGAAGUGUCAUGAAAAUCGUCUUGAGCGUUGAGCAAACCGAAGGAGUCGGGGCACGUGUUCGUCGCAGUGUUGGGCGACAAGAGCUGACAAACCUUGAUCCUUUUCUUCUACUGGACGAGUUCAAGGUGAAAUCACCCGCAGGAUUUCCAGAUCAUCCACACAGAGGCUUUGAAACGGUAACCUACAUGAUGCGUGGCGCCAUGUCUCACGAAGAUUUCUGUGGACACAAAGGUGUCAUUGGUGCUGGCGACCUACAGUGGAUGACGGCUGGGCGGGGCAUUGUUCACUGUGAAGUGCCGAAAGGUAACGAAGAGUGUUACGGACUACAGUUGUGGGUCAACCUUUCUGCCAAAAACAAAAUGGUGACGCCAACAUAUCAAGAAUUGUUGGACAAGGAUAUACCUAAAGUCACAAAAGAUGGAGUCACUGCAAAAGUUAUAGCCGGAGAAUCAUAUGGAAUCAAGUCGCCUAUUUAUACACGAACACCGACAAUGUAUCUGGACGUUAAGCUGGAGCCAGGAGCCACUCUAAAUCAAGCAGUUCCAUCUGGAUGGACAGCAUUUGUUUACGUCAUCACCGGAACCGCAAUGUUUGGACCUCCAGACAACCCGAUUGAAGGAAAAGCUCACCACACUUUGGUACUGAGUUCAGAAGAAGAAAACCUGCAGGCAAAAAACCAGAGUUCAGAAAUGUGUCAGUUUGUGUUGGUUGGAGGAAAGCCACUAAAUGAGCCAGUAAUCCAAAAAGGUCCGUUUGUGAUGAACAGCGAGGAGGAGAUCACAGCAGCUUUCCAAGACUAUAAAUCUGGAAAGAAUGGAUUCGAAAAUGCUAAAACGUGGUCGUCCGAUUAUGUCAAAAGUAAAUCAUAAAUAGAUCUACAUGUGGCCAUGUUGCAUUAGGCAAUCAACAGUUGACAAAGCUUAAUACAUGUACAUGACAGACAUUAAAUAGAGAAGUCUUCUCUCAUAUCACGAUUAGUGUAUCAACUUUGCCUAUAUUGGUGGGGUUUUUUUGGGGGGGAUUUUGGUCGCACACAAGUCUGUAAAACAAAGACAGCCCUACCCAUACUACUUUUUUUUUUAAUUAGUUUUUUGUUUUGUUUUUGUUUAUCCAGGUACUGGGAGAGGCCAGUGUAGUAAUAUACAGAAUAUAUAGUAAUAUGCGGAAUAUGUAGUAAUAUGCGGAAUAUGUAGUAAUAUGCGGAAUAUGUUGUACGGUAAUCUGUUUCCCCAUUUUCACCAUUGUGAUUUUGUGUUUAGUAUGCACAUAAGUGUGAUAUAUUUGUUUAUCUCUCUAUAACUAUGUUUAUGCUAAUACUUGAGAAUAAUAUGACAUGGACAAUUUUCAUCAUAUUUUGUAGAAUACACUCAAUCAGUUUACUUUGUUUCCUUCAGUGUAAAUGUUGUCUUUUAUAUGUUUUAAUAUUUUUUUACCAACACACCAAAGAUGUUCUGUGGUACCUGAACUAUUAAUACUGGAAUAUUUGUGAUUAUAUUUAUCCAAGUCUUUAAUAGCAUAAAUUAUGGCACUUAAAAUAUUAUGAAUGAACUGUCUUUGACUUGGGAAUGCUGGUAAUGGUAGAGAUGUUUUUAACUACCUUAGGAAAUUAGACUUUUCUAUCUACUGUUUACAAGACACUCAUUUUCAGGAAAAUCAAAAAGCCUAUAUUAGAGCGCAGUGGGGAUAUGAAUGCUUUGUGAAUCCUUUUAGUAUUAAUUCAAGAGGGUUCCUGAGAGUGGACAGGGGUCUUCCCAGCACAUCCCAGACGUGCUCAAUGGGAUUCAGGUCAGGCGACCUUGAAGGCCAAUCCAUGACAUUGAUCCCCGUAUCAAGAUGGCCGUGUGGGGUCUGACGUUGUCAUGCUGAAAGAUCAGGCCUGGACCAUGAGCUGCCAUGAAAGGCACAAGUUCCUGGGCCAGCACCUGGUCGCAGUAUGCAGCAGCGCUGAGGUUGCCACGGAUGACAAUCUCCUCUAAAAAAGGCUAGACUUUAUUAAAAAAAAUUUUAUAUAUAUCUGUGGAACUACCGUAUCAUCUUGUAUUGAAAAAAUAUAUAUAUAAUUCGUGGAUAUAAAACUGAUUCUGAACAUUUAAUAACUCAUUGUUAUACAACCGUUGCAAUUGCCCACUGCAAUCGGCAAUGUUGUGGAGAUUGCCAUGGAGUUUUUAAUUCUCCAUGGCACAUUUUUACCUUAAACUAUAUUCAGGGUUUUUUCAAUGGCAUGUUUUUUUUGCCGUGGAUAUUUUCUUAAUUGCAGGGGUUAUACAAUGAACAGUACGUAAAAAAUGUAAAGUGUCUGAUCUCUAGCGUAAUUGAGCAGUACGCUGCUCUUCCAUUAGACAGAAACUAUCUUCUAAAUGCAGACCCCGAAUCUAUGUCUGAUGAUAAAUGAUCACGUUUUUAAAAUGCUUUUGUUAGAAAUUAGAGGAAUGACAAUCCAGUUUAGUUCAAAACUUAAAAAAGAAAAGGAAGACAAAAGAAAAGAAUUAGAAAACAGUAUUAAUUGCUAGAAGAAAAGAAAAAACAAGAAGAUAUGAUUCGAAGUGAAUAUAUGAAGGGACUAAUUUUAAGGAGUAGAGCUAGAUGGACAGAAGAUGGAGAAAAAACAUCUAAAUAUUUUUUAAAUCUAGAAAAAAGAAACAAUGUAAACAAAACAAUAACCAAACUCAUCACAGAAACUGAUAACAUUAUUAAUGAUUAAAAGCAAAUACUACAGGAAGCUAGAGAUUACUAUUCAAAAUUAUAUAAAUCACAAGAUGAGAACUUAAUAGAAAUUGAAUUAGAAGAUGUUUCUAAAAAUAUGAAUAUUCCUAAAGUAAAUAAAGAUAAAGAAACAGAAUCAAUAGAACAUAUAACUAUUAACACCAAACAAACUAAUAUAAUGUUAGUAUUUAAAAAUAUGAAAAAUAAUAAAUCUCCGGGACCCGAUAGAUUCACUUCAGAAUUUAAAAAAAAAAAUUGGAAAGAUUUAGGAAUUUUUUUAAUUAAAAGUAUUAAUUACUAGUAUUAAAAAAUAGGUGAACUUUCAAUAACUCAAAAACAAGGCAUUAUUACUAUUUUGCCUCAUGGAAAUAAACCUCGUGAAUUAAAAAAAAAA